Molecule: messenger RNA, 1463 nt
Organism: Durusdinium trenchii
Lineage: Eukaryota; Dinophyceae; Suessiales; Symbiodiniaceae
Source: the annotation of a GenBank genome assembly
CUUGGAGCAACUACAAGUUUGUUGUUCAUUUGAGAUCGUUUGGACGCAAGACGCGCUCAGACGUUGAAGCCAUGCGCCCAACCCCUAGGCGUUUGCCCAGGAGGCUCCCCUUGCCGCGGCUCCGAUCGAAGGUGGCCACAGCUGCCUCCAGGCCCUCGCAGGGUCGCUCUGAGGACGAGGAGCCUCCUUUGGAGGAAGUGAGAUCUCAGUCUCAAGCCUCCAGUGCGAUCGCCUUUAAGCGGAAGGAAGGACCACUCCUAGAAUGGGCCGCCGUACAGGAGUUGGAAGUCCUUGAGGCAAAGCUCCUCGAGGAGGAACAGCUGAAGAGGCUCCACCAACAGAGGCAAGAGCACAUGUCCAUGCUGAAUGCCCAGCGCGAACAGACCUUGCGGGAGCAGGGAGAGAGGCGUGAGCUGUCCAGGAGGUGGCGAAUGGAAGCAGAGGAGGAUGCUCAACGCUUCCACCAGGAAGAGGCGGCCAAGAAGCAACGGACCUUUGAGGUGCGGCGCCAGUUUGACGAGGAGCGCCGACAGCAGAUGGCCCUCGCGAAGAAGACCCAGGAGCAGCGGCAGAAGGCGGAAUUUGAGGAAGGCCAAAAGCAGCUACGUCAAGCCACUGCAGAGCGGGAGAAGGCGGAGCGCUUGGAACAUGAAAGGCGGCUGAAGGAACGCGCCCAGGCUUUGCGGAUGAUCGAUGAAGCUAAGAUCGCACAGGCUGAGAAGGCAAAGAAGCGAGAAGAAGAGUUCAAGAGAGACAUCCUCCUGGCUCAGAGGCAACAGGAGAUGCUGGAGAAGCAGGAAGCAGAUCGAGCAGCGUAUUUUCAGCAGAUGAGGGACAAGCAGUCAAAGAUGCUGGCCGCGUACGAGGCCGGGGUGGGGAAUGAGUUGGAGAAGAAGAUGCGUGAGGACGAAGAGCGUGCAAAGAGGUAUCAGCAGAUAGCGGAAGAGAAGGAGAGGAUGAAGAUGGAGAUGCGAGAGAAGAGGAUGAAGGAAGCCAAGAAAGCAAGCCAUGAAUACAUCCAGAUGCAGCUUCAGGAGCGUCAGCUUCGCAAGCAGCAAGCGCGAGAGGAAGAGCUUCAGCUCUUGGAGCGGUUGAAGGCUCAAGAGGAAGCGCUGAACCAGCGGGAACAGGCAAAGAUAGAAGCAAAGCGCCGUGCUCUGCAGGCCAACGCCGAGAACCUCCGAGAGCAGAUCCGUCUGAAGAAUGAGGAAGUACCUUCACGCUACGCCCGCGAUCAGAUGAACGAGGUGGAGCGGAAAUUCAACAAGGCCAAGCUGGAAAAGGCCCUGAGCGCCCGACAGGAGGUGCUCGGGAAGGCUGAAACUGAGUCCGAGCGAGCUUUGACAGUGAGAUGAGAAGGACCUCCAUCGCCCUCUGACCGGCUAGGCGCCACCUGUCACCGCGAUCAGCUUGCGUCCCAAAUGGGAGCUGUAAAGAUAGCCCGGUGUCGAAAAAGAUCUUCG